GUUGCCUUGUGUCUCCCUCAGGUUGUGAUGGCGGGCGCGGCGCUGCGUGUGUCGGGCGUGGGUGAGGGGUCUCGGGGGCGGCGUGCAGGGGCCAGCGGCAGGAAAAGUCAACAACAGAGGUCGUGGUGGCUGUACGUGUGCCUGAGUGUGGUGGUGUUCGUGUCUCAGGGAGCCCUGGGCGCCGCCGCCGGGGACCGCAGCAUCGUGAACGUAGGCGACUCCUCCCGGAUGACCCAGUGCCCGUCCGUACACGAGAUUGCCCCCUGCGCUUGCCGGGUCAUGACAAAAGGCAAGGAAUCCGGCCUGGACAUCGUAUGCGACAACGCCGACCAGAAACACGUGAGGAACGCUCUCGACGUGCUUAAGAAGAACCACAACACUAUCUACUGGAUGAAGUUCCGUAGCUGUAACCUGCAGAGGCUCUCCGACUACCUGUUCCUGGGCCUGGACGUGCGGCACCUCAACAUUAUCAGGAGUAACGUAAGCACCAUCGAGCGGUCAUCACUCUCGGCCCUCGGCAGUAACUUGCUCGCCCUCGACCUCUCCAACAACAAUAUUCGUACGGUGAGUAAAGUGUGACUCGUCCUGUGUGGG
Molecule: messenger RNA, 594 nt
Organism: Homarus americanus (American lobster)
Lineage: Eukaryota; Metazoa; Arthropoda; Malacostraca; Decapoda; Nephropidae
Exons: 2
Coding region: 28-579 (183 amino acids)
Molecular function (GO): protein binding
Source: RefSeq, a predicted model, not a curated record